Messenger RNA from Antrostomus carolinensis (chuck-will's-widow), 1360 nucleotides. It is a transcript of the gene CFAP36, whose product is annotated as cilia and flagella associated protein 36. The transcript has 11 exons. The record is from RefSeq and is a predicted model, not a curated record. The annotation marks the transcript as partial. Gene Ontology annotation, cellular component: ciliary base; axoneme. Lineage: Eukaryota; Metazoa; Chordata; Aves; Caprimulgiformes; Caprimulgidae.
GGAGCGACGCCGCUCCGUCGGGAGGCCGGUCACCCCCGAGGAGGUCAUUUUUCCGGCCGUGGCGAUUUGCGUUCGUUCGCUGGCACAGGGGACUGUGACACGAGCUUACGGUGUGACACCGAAACGCCACCUUCGUUCUGCUGCAGAAACACUCUUCGUGCUGCUGCGCCCAGCGACCCUGAUGCGGCUGGAAAGCGGCUGGAGGCCUUUAGUGCUUUCCAAUAGCAAGAGGUUUAUCCUUAGGAAACUGGACAGGACCAUUGAAAUCGCCGUCUGGCCAGCGGGACAGAAGAAGCCUGAAAACAGAGAGCAGUUUGUGCAGGCUUUCCACUCGGCUUUACAUGUUGUCCUGCAGCUGUGGAAGGAGGACAAGGACUUGGAAGCAUCCCCUGGGCAGUGUGAGGAUGAUGAAGAAGAAAGCAAAUUGUCUUACACAGAAAUAUAUCAGGAGUACCAAGCUCUGGUUGAAAAAUUAUUAGAAGACUAUCUUAAAGAAGUUGGAAUUAAUGAAGAGAAAUUUCAAGAAGCUUUUUCAUCUCCUCUUGCAAAGACACACACUUCACAGGCCAUUUUGCAAACAGUGUUGGCAGCAGAAGAUUUUAGACUAUUUAAAAAAAUGAUGGUACAGAAAAAUAUUGAAAUGCAAUUGCAAGCGAUUAGAAUCAUUAAAGAAACAAAUGGUGUGUUGCCCGACUGUUUGACAGAGGGUUCUGAUGUAUUCAGUGAAAUUGAACAAGAAGAAAUGAAAAUACUGAGGGAGGUUCUAAGAAAAUCUAAGGAAGAGUAUGAAAUAGAGCAAGAAAGAAAGAGGACCGAAGAAGCACGUGAUAAACUUAAUUCACCAGAUGUUACCUACAGUAUUCCAAGAGAUUCAAGAGAAGCUGUAAAAGUUAAGGAGUCCACUGAGGGAGCUGAUGAUUCCGAAGAAAAUCCAAAAGUUGCAUUAGAGGAAUCUCGGAAAUCUGCAAGCGAAGACUUAAAACCAGGAUGCCCGUUACAAAAAGGAACAGAGAGUUUAGCUCAGCCAUCUUGUACCAAGGGGAAAGAAGACAUUAAGAAAAAAUCAGCUGGAAAAUGUUCAGAAAGUGCAGCGCAAAAAGAUGAGAUGAAAGGACCUAGUUUAUCAGAACUUGAAAAACAGCAGCUGAAGCAACGAGAGGACUACCUAAAGAAAAAACGAGACAUGCUGAUGGCUACAAAGAAAGAGUCAAGAAAUAAUAUACUGUUACCAGCGACCACUGACCAGAAAGAAGAGGAACCAUCUCCUAAAGAGGAAAUGUCAGAAGAGAAGCAAAGAUUACUACAGAAGAGGAAAAUGCUUGCAGAAAAACUAAAAGAAGAAGUUAUUAAUAAGCGGUAA